AGCCUAAGGGCAUGGCCAGUCGAUGCCUUUAAAACUGGCUCUGCGACGAAAAGCCCUGUCCACAGUGCCGAUCUACCUGUCUCCUUUGUCUAUUGUCUGGUAUAGGGGUAGUCAGCCAGUGGGUUGGACUACCUGGUGUGAGGCAAGAGGUGGGGGGCAGAGGAUGGCAGAGAGGAGUUAGUCACCUAUACCGCAGGCACCGCUGGUCAGUCUCAGUCAUGAACAUUGCCUUACACAGAAAGAAGUAAGACAGGUACAGUGAGGAGAAGCAAAACAGGGCAGAAUGGUGAGGUGCUGGAAGCGUUCAGAAGCCAGUCUGGAGGACCCACAGAACAUGCACUGUGGUCCUAUGAGCUCCUCUAGGGUUCCUCACAAAGUUCUCUGGGGCUGUAUUGCUGCCAUGCUGCUCAUUGUUAUCAUCGCUCUCGGUGUGACCGCACAUCUAGGGCUACAGCACAAGGCACAAUCUUCAUUGCAGGUUGUCAGAUUUCCCGAUCACACAGGUGACUUGAUCAGUCAGUCGGCUCUGAUUGACAAGCACAACAGCGUAGUGACUUACUCUGUGACUUCCCAUGCCAACCACACCUCCACAGUGAUUUUUGACAUGAGACACGGGCUGGUAUGCUAUAAACCUGACAACCAGGACAGCUGCUUUCUUCGCCGGAUGGAAAGAUUGGAUUACGAGAAUGUGCAGUCUCAACUAAACAAGUCGGAGCAACAGGUUCGUCAGGUCUGGGUGGUGGGAAAUCAGACUGAAAAACACACAGAGUUUUUGGGAGUGCUGUCCAGCAGUCGUGUGGAAGCUUCCACCCUUCAAGAACCUCUUCAGUCCCUCUGUCAGCAGGCCUCUGUGUACUGGACUAGAAGAUCUGAUGGUAAGAGUCCCGGGAAACAAAGACUUAUUUACUUCUGCAUCGACAUCUGCUUUCCCAGCAACAUUUGUGUUUCUGUGUGCUUCUACUACUUGCCAGAGUGACAUUCCACUGACGGUGUACCAGCACAUGCCAGGGAAACAAACAAAUGCGUUCACAUCCAUGAGACCAACUGGAGAGGCUACACAAAUGCCAUAUUUAAUGCCAGUCUGGCAACGAAGGUGGAACCAUCUUGUCAUGUUAUCUGCUAAAUCCUUAUCUUCACCUUCUCUAGUAUUUAGCCCCAUUUUCCAGUGGCGUUUGAACAUGACUCUGCUCUAAGACUCACUCCAGCUUGUAUCUUGUAACCUGAUGCAGAUGAGUAAUGGAAAACACUGUUGGUCUACAAUAAAGCGCCAUUAUGUUCAAACAUUUAUAGAUAUUUG
Sinocyclocheilus grahami is the source of this 1297-nucleotide messenger RNA. RefSeq names its product BRICHOS domain containing 5 (gene bricd5). The transcript has 6 exons. Bases 284 to 976 code for a protein of 230 amino acids. Lineage: Eukaryota; Metazoa; Chordata; Actinopteri; Cypriniformes; Cyprinidae. The record is from RefSeq and is a predicted model, not a curated record.